UUUCGCAGAGCUGUACGACGAUUACUAUUAUGAUGACUAUAAUUACAUGUUUAAUGAAACUCAUCAACUGGAGCAGGGAAAUCAGCCCAUUCGGGUGGUGUCCAUUGUCAUCUACAGCAUCGUGUGCAUCCUCGGUAUCCCAGGCAACGCCUUUGUCAUCUGAAUAGCUGGAGUGAAGAUGAAGAGGACAGUCAACACCGUCUGGUUUGUAAACCUGGCUGUAGCAGACCUCCUCUGCUGUUUCUCCAUACCCUUCCGCAUAGCUGUGAUCAAACUGGAACUCAACUGGCCGUUCGGAGAGGCUAUGUGCAAGGUUAUGCCCUCGGUAAUGUACCUCAACAUGUUCGCCAGCGUCUUCACUCUGGUUCUGAUCAGCCUAGACCGCUUUGUCACACUGGCAUGGCUGCAGUGUGGUCUGGCCUGGUUCCUGGCCAUGCUCCUCAGUCUCCCCGACAUGAUCCAUAAUCAGACCAUCAAUAUUGAUGACAACUUAAUUAGGUGCUGCAGUUCUUCCUUCAGCUUCUCCUCGCAUAUGCAAGCCAAAAUGUUCUCCAGGCUGGUCCUCGGCUUCCUCGUUCCCCUGUUGGUCAUCGCUGUCUGCUACCUGCUCAUCGGCAGGAGGGUGAGCAGAGGUCGCUUCAAGUCACAGAGGGUCUUACAGGUCAUUCUGAGUGUGGUGGCAGCAUUCUUUGUGUGCUGGCUGCCGUAUCACAUCAUAGUUCUUUUGAUUUUGUAUAGGUUAGAGUCCUUUGAAGUGGUGGCUCUGUACCCCCUGGGACGCUCUCUGGCCUAUGUCAACAGCUGCCUCAACCCUAUCCUGUACGUGUUCAUCGGACAGGACUUCAAGGAGAUUGUCAAGGUCUCUCUCCGUAAAGUAUUUGAGAAUGUCUUCAGCGAGGAUGUCUGAUAACGGGUGAUAAUUCUCCUGGGACGUAUUCAUAAUCAGCAUACUUAGGUGAUAGGGCAUGUGUUGUCUUUAUCUUCAUAAUAAUACAUGAAUUCUUAUGCUGGUACUUGAUCACAAAACAUGAU
This is a messenger RNA of Coregonus clupeaformis (lake whitefish), 1032 nucleotides long. RefSeq names its product C3a anaphylatoxin chemotactic receptor-like. Lineage: Eukaryota; Metazoa; Chordata; Actinopteri; Salmoniformes; Salmonidae. Gene Ontology annotation, cellular component: plasma membrane. Gene Ontology annotation, molecular function: G protein-coupled receptor activity; complement component C5a receptor activity. Gene Ontology annotation, biological process: complement receptor mediated signaling pathway; positive regulation of cytosolic calcium ion concentration; inflammatory response. The transcript has a single exon. The coding region runs from base 179 to 907 and encodes 242 amino acids. The record is from RefSeq and is a predicted model, not a curated record.